Dipodomys spectabilis (banner-tailed kangaroo rat) is the source of this 1133-nucleotide messenger RNA. RefSeq names its product insulin like growth factor binding protein 3 (gene Igfbp3). Lineage: Eukaryota; Metazoa; Chordata; Mammalia; Rodentia; Heteromyidae. Gene Ontology annotation, biological process: regulation of insulin-like growth factor receptor signaling pathway. Gene Ontology annotation, cellular component: extracellular region. The transcript has 5 exons. The record is from RefSeq and is a predicted model, not a curated record. Bases 121 to 996 code for a protein of 291 amino acids. Gene Ontology annotation, molecular function: fibronectin binding; insulin-like growth factor I binding; insulin-like growth factor II binding.
AGAUGCGAGCUGGGCAGCUGCGCGCCGAGCACCGGUAGUUGCGCUCCCGAUCCCGCAAUCUCGCACCGCGUGCUGCGACCCGGUAACCGCUUACUCCAGGUGGCUCCUGCGUCGGGCGCCAUGCAUCGGGCGCGCCCCGCGCUCUGGGCAGCUCUGCUUACCGCCCUAGCCCUGCUCCGCGGGCCGCCGGUGGCGCGCGCCGGCGCGGGCGCGGUGGGCGCGGGCCCCGUCGUGCGCUGCGAGCCCUGCGACGCGAACGCGCUGGCCCAGUGCGCGCCUCCCCCCGCCGCGCCCGCGUGCGCCGAGCUGGUGCGCGAGCCGGGGUGCGGUUGCUGCCUGACAUGCGCGCUGCGCGAGGGCCAGCCGUGCGGUGUCUACACCGAACGCUGCAGCUCGGGGCUCAGCUGCCAGGCGCCACCGGGCGAGCCGCGCCCGCUGCAGGCGCUGCUGGACGGCCGCGGGUUCUGCGUCAACGCCAGCGCCGCCGGCCGCCUGCACGCCUACCUGCUGCCCUCCGCCCCAGGAAAUGUUAGUGAGUCGGAGGAAGACCGAGGCACCGGGAGCGUGGAGAGCCAUGCCCCACCCAACACACAUCGGGUGCCUGACUCCAAGUUCCAUUCCAUCCACGCAAAGCUGGACACCAUCAAGAAAGGUCAUGCGAAGGACAGCCAACGCUACAAAGUCGACUAUGAGUCCCAGAGCACGGACACCCAGAACUUCUCCUCGGAGUCCAAACGGGAGACAGAAUAUGGUCCCUGCCGUAGAGAGAUGGAAGACACCCUGAAUCACCUGAAGUUCCUCAAUGUACUGAGUCCCAGGGGUGUGCACAUCCCCAACUGCGACAAAAAAGGAUUUUAUAAGAAGAAGCAGUGCCGCCCCUCCAAAGGCAGAAAGCGGGGCUUCUGCUGGUGCGUGGACAAGUAUGGGCAGCCUCUCCCAGGCUUCGACAGCAAGGGCACGGAUGAUGUGCACUGCCUCGGCAUGCAGAGCCAGUAAACCCCACUGCAUCAGUUAAAUUGGAUCUCCAAUACGCCUUACUUUGCACAAAAGACUGCCAUGGACAGAACAGCACCUGGCUACAUCCUCAACUUAUAUUUCUUUUUGUGAUGAACUGGUUUUUUGUUUGUUUUUUU